Thamnophis elegans (Western terrestrial garter snake) is the source of this 2466-nucleotide messenger RNA. RefSeq names its product family with sequence similarity 117 member B (gene FAM117B). The record is from RefSeq and is a predicted model, not a curated record. The transcript has 8 exons. Bases 115 to 2067 code for a protein of 650 amino acids. Lineage: Eukaryota; Metazoa; Chordata; Lepidosauria; Squamata; Natricidae.
GGUUCAGUGCGGGUGUGGGGGAGGCACCGCGAGGAGCGGGGUUUUUUUUUUUUUUCCCUUCGCUUCCUCGCCGUUACUAACCGAGUAACGGCCGCCAAAGAGACAACCACCACGAUGUCUUCCCAGCCGCGCGUGAGGCGCAGCGGCUCCCCGACUCCAGCCGCCUCCGCGGGGGGAGGGGGAGCCGCGGCCGUGGCGGCGGCGGCGGCGACUACUACUACGGCGGCGGCGGCGGCAGGCGGCACCAACAGCCGCCUACAGCCCAUGCGGGCCACGGUGCCUUUCCAGCUCAAGCAGCACGGCAGCCCCACGAGGAGCGGCGGAGGCAGCGGAGGCAGCAGCAACAUUCCACGAGGGGCGGCGGCGGCGGCAAACGCCCCACUCCAACCGUCGCCGCCGCCGCCUCCUCCUCCUCCUCCUCCCUUGCCGUCCGCGCGCGCCGCCAGCCCCACGCGAUCGAUGCUGAGUAGCGGCGGCGGCGGCGGCAACAACGCGGGCGCGCGCGGGGCCAGCAGCGGCGGCAGCAACAGCAGCAGCAGCAGCAGCCCGACCGUGGGCACGCAGACGCUCCUCGGGGCGUGCGUCUCCGCCGCGGGGCCCCCUUCCUCGACCCCGUCCUCGGGCUCCGCGCGCGGCGGCAGCCCCACCGGCGUCGUCGGGUCGCGCAACAGCCCCCCUCGCCUGCCGCCGCCGCCGCCGCCGCCCUUGCCCGGUUCGACGCCCUCGCCUUCCUCGUCGCCGGUUUCGCCGCCGGUGCCUGAGGGGAGCGCCUGUGCCGCCAUCGCCUCCUCAGCCUCCUCCUCAACGGGAGGGAAAACCCGGCAUCGCCAGCGACGGCAUUCGCCGGAGCCGAACAGGGCCUCCCCGGAGAGGAAGAGCCCCAGUUCGCCUGUUUGUAAAGAUAAACCACGGCCACCAUCAUCAAGCCCUUCCAGUAUUUCCCGCCGUACCCCUUCACUAGACAUACUUGCUGCUCCAUAUCUUGCUGGGCAAUGGCCUCGUGAUAAUCAUGGGCAAGUCACACCUUGUAUGAGGGAUAAAGCCACACAGACUGAGAGUGCUUGGGCUGAAGAAUACUUGGAAAAGAAAAAGGGAUCUCAUAAGCGCUCAGCAUCUUGGGGCAGUACUGACCAACUCAAAGAGAUUGCCAAGUUACGCCAGCAACUGCAAAGAAGCAAACACAGCAGCAGACACCAUCGUGAUAAAGAAAGACAGUCUCCAUUCCAUGGUAAUCAUGCAGCUAUUAACCAGUGCCAGGCUCCAGUCCCAAAGAGCAUGCUGGUUCCUGUGAUACCAAUAGCUAAGUCAAGUGGAUCCCGUUUCCGUAAUAGCAUAGAAGGGCUGAAUCAGGAGAUUGAAAUAAUCAUAAAAGAGACUGGAGAGAAAGAGGAACAACUUAUUCCACAAGAUAUUCCCGAUGGGCAUCGAGCGCCACCUCCUUUAGUGCAGCGUAGCAGCAGUACUCGCAGCAUUGACACACAGACUCCGGGAGGAGCAGAGAAAGGCAGUAACAACAGCAGCCGAUCUCAGUCUAUUUCCCCAGGCUCCUUCCUUGCUAUCUCCAACGAGGGCAGCGAGGAGAGCCCUUGCUCUGCAGAUGACCUGCUUCUGGAUCCCAGAGAUAAAGAGAAUGGAAACAAUUCGCCUCUUCCCAAAUAUGCUACAUCACCAAAACCCAACAAUAGCUACAUGUUCAAACGUGAACCUCCUGAAGGCUGUGAGAAAGUCAAAGUGUUUGAGGAAAGCUUGCCAAAACCUUUGCAUGAAAUUCCAGCCUUUUAUUGCCCUGACAAGAAUAAAGUUAACUUUAUUCCUAAAAGUGGCUCUGCCUUCUGCCUCGUCAGCAUUCUCAAGCCCCUUCUUCCCACGCAAGAUCUUACUCUCAAAGGUGCUACUCAUAAUCUGACCGUCACGACUGGGAUGACGCCCGCGCUGCUGCAACCUCUCUCCAUGGCCUCCCUUUCAGCAAACACAGACCAAGAGCGCCUCUCUCGUGGAACCAGCAAAGUAAUAUCACAGAUGUCUGUGCUCCAGCAGUCAGGACAUAGUGAAGAAACUGAAGGAUAAGCUCGGCGUGGCUAGUGGGGAAGGAAGGGGGGUUAUGGAAACAACUGUGAUUCAACUUUCUAGAUGACAUCUCUUUGUAUCACAACAGCUGACAGUUCCAUAAACAGGUCAUAGUUACCUUACACACCAUGCCAUGAAUGUCAGCCUCCUGUGAGAUCUUGGAAAGAAGGAGCAGCAGAGAGCCAAACGCAUUUGUCUUGGGAUGGUUCAAGUGCAGACUCUGAGCCAUGCUGCUUUGGUACCAUAAAGAAGGGAGAUCUCCACAAUUCCUCACAACUGGAGGGACCAAUUUUUUUUUUCUGAUACUUUUGUGUUUCAGUGUAAACCUCGAGUUUGAACAAUGAAAAAGACAUCCCAACUUUUCUUAGCAGGAUAUCUGCUUUCAGGAGAAAAAAAAAA